Molecule: messenger RNA, 535 nt
Organism: Drosophila novamexicana
Lineage: Eukaryota; Metazoa; Arthropoda; Insecta; Diptera; Drosophilidae
Gene: ND-B14
Product: NADH dehydrogenase [ubiquinone] 1 alpha subcomplex subunit 6
Exons: 3
Coding region: 78-452 (124 amino acids)
Biological process (GO): response to oxidative stress
Source: RefSeq, a predicted model, not a curated record
CUGCCUGCCGUUGAAGAAGCAGCAGCAUUUUGCAACGACGUUAUUUAGCUAGAAAAUCACAAAUACGACACAAGAACAUGGCUGGACGUGAAGCCGUCAAACGUGCAGUACAACAGGUGCGUCCCAUAUUGUCCGUGGACAGGGAAGAGGCGCGCAAACGUGCGCUAAACCUGUACAAGGCCUGGUAUCGUCAAAUUCCCUAUAUUGUUAUGGAUUACGAUAUACCCAUGAGCGUAGCCCAGUGCCGGGCUAAAUUACGCGAAGAGUUCCUCAAGAAUCGUCAAGUGACCGACAUCCGCGUCAUAGACAUGCUGGUCAUCAAGGGGCAAAUGGAGCUGAAAGAGUCCGUUGAGAUCUGGAAGCAAAAGGGUCACAUAAUGCGCUAUUGGAAGGAAUCACAGGAGCCCAAACCCACAGAUUUCCUCUCAAAAUUCGUUCAGGGCAUUAAUUAGCUUUAAACAGAUUUUCGAGCACUUUGCAAAUGCUUAACAAAUUUGAAUAGUUUAAAUACAGAAAACAAAAUGUUUGGCACGAA